Rangifer tarandus platyrhynchus (Svalbard reindeer) is the source of this 468-nucleotide messenger RNA. The record is from the annotation of a GenBank genome assembly. Lineage: Eukaryota; Metazoa; Chordata; Mammalia; Artiodactyla; Cervidae.
AUGAAGGACCCUGGAUGGUGGCUGGUGGUGAGAAGGAGCUCCCCCAUCCUGAUGUCCCAAGUCCCCUCGCUGCACCCCGACUGGGACUUGGCAGCACUCCGCUUGGGGCCCCAUUUCCUUUCUUCUAAUUCAGAAGAAAUGCUCCUGCAGAUGUGUUCUUCUCAGCCUGUUUGUUUAGAGUCAGCUGACAUGUUCCAGAGAAGCGAUGAUUCACAGAGGCCCAGGCUCCUCCCGAGGUUUCCUGUGAAUAAGCCUCUAUCUGGGCUUUCCAGCUGGCUCAGAGGUAAAGAAUUCUCUUGCGAGCCAGAAGAUGCAGGAGAAGCCACAGGUUUGAUCUCUGGGUCGGGAAGAUCCCCAGAAGGAGGAAAUGGCAACCCACUCCAGUAUCCUUGCCUGGAGAAUCCCAUGGACAGAGGAGCCUGGCCCAGGCUACAGUUCCUAGCGUCACAAAGAGUUGGACACGACUGA